This is a messenger RNA of Ctenopharyngodon idella (grass carp), 2276 nucleotides long. Its product is annotated as myelin-associated glycoprotein-like. The transcript is spliced from 7 exons. The record is from RefSeq and is a predicted model, not a curated record. Bases 347 to 1651 code for a protein of 434 amino acids. NCBI's taxonomy places the organism in Eukaryota, Metazoa, Chordata, Actinopteri, Cypriniformes, Xenocyprididae.
UGACUGCACUGCUCUGAGGUAAGACUUGUCUCUUAUGAACUGAUCUUUUUAAAAGUAUAAAUCAUAAGAAAUGUGUUGUAAACAUUAUGUUCAUGACAACAAUUAUUAAUUUAAUAAAGAUAUUAAUCAGGGAUGGGAGAGUCUGCAGUCUCCAGUGACUAUUAACUCUUAAAAUCUCUUUAGUUAAACACAGUGAUAACACUCAAGCUGGAGAUACAAUUCAUUGCUUACAGUUGUGGACAGAGUAAAAACAAUUUGUUGUAGCUUUUUUUUUUUUUUUUUUUUUCAGUUAAACACAGAACAGAAGUUUUAAUUUCUUUCCUGUGUUUGUGUCAGAGCUCCAGUGAUGUCUGUGUUCCAGAUCAUGUCCUUCAUCAUCAUCAUCAUCAGCUCUGUGUUUCUACACACUCACUCAGCUGAUAAUCUCUACUCUGCUGUGAUGCCUCAAACAGUAACAGCUCUGACAGGCUCUUGUGUGCAGAUUCCUUGCACAUUCACCAUCUCUCAUUUUAAGGACAAAUGUAACAAGGCAAAAUCUAUUAAUGGGAUCUGGCUAAAAAAUAAAUCAAAGUUUGCUGACACAGACAGUUUAAUAGUUUUUAAUAGCAGUGAAAACAUCAUUAGAGGAUUCAGUGACAUAGAGAUGACUGGUGAUCUCAGUGAGAGGAACUGCACAACUGUCUUCUAUAACCUCAUGAAGAAUCAUUCAGAUCUCUACUACUUCAGACUGGAAAUGGAGCCAGAUGUGUUCAAAGCAACGUUUUUCCUCGAUCAAGCUAAAUCAACUGAUUCAAAAAAGACUGUGAAGAUCACUGUCAUAGAUUCACCACAACCUCUCAUCCUUAAACCCACUGAUCUGAAAGAAGUGAUGGAGAACACAACAGUCAAUCUGAACUGCUCUGCUGAAGCCCCCUGCCCCAAACAUCCUCCUACAAUAUCCUGGUCCAACAUCCCUGAAUCUGCCCACAUUACAACACAGUUACAGGAGAAACCUGAUAAAACCCAGUCAGUGUUUUCACACAUGACCUUCAAAGCUUCAUACAUGGAUCACAGAAGGAACAUCUCCUGCACUGCUACAUAUCCAAGAAAUACACCUGAUGACUCAACUGUGAAGACCACCGUGAUGCUACGAGUCCUGUUUCCUCCAAAAGAAACUCGCAUCACCAUCAAUCCAUCUGCUUCAGUCUCUGUUGGCACUAAUGUGACUUUGACCUGCAGAAGCAAAGCCAGUCCAUCAAAUGACAUGAACUACACCUGGUACAAACGUGGACAGGAGAUGCCUAUAGCUCGGGGAAAGAAGAUUAGUUUCAUAGUAACUAAUACAGUAUUGUACUUCUGCGUUGUUCAAAAUAAAUAUGGCAGUCAGUCAUCAGCAGAGAUCCAGCUCACAGUUAAAGUUACAGACAUUUCACAGGACAUGGGACCAGAUAGACACUCUAUGCCUAUGAUUGCUGGUUGUGUGGGAGGAAUUGUGGCAGUUCUUACACUCUCUGCUCUUGGUUUUUGUGUAAGGACCAGGACAAAGACACACAGGGGAGACAAUGUUGGAGAAAAAAUUUCCUCAAAUCAGGCACAGGAUGAAACUAUUGACAGGAAUUCCACAUAUGCUAAUGUCCUCACCGUGACCAACCAGGGACAACAAGAUCUCUGAUGAUUAUAGUGUGUGUGAGUUUGCGACUCAGUCCGACCACAAUACAGGGAAAGACUCAACUGAAGAAGACAACCAUGAAAAAGGUUCAGAUGUAAUUUAUGCUGAAGUCUACGUGAUACACAAAAAACCAAAAGCCAUCAGUGUUGUGCAUGAGGACAUUUAUGCUCAGGUGAAAAAAUAAUUUUUACAUCUCACAGCAAAAAUAAAUAAAUAAAUAAAUCAAAAUAAAAGUUUAUUAAAAAUGUAUUUUAUGCUAUCUCUUUAUGAAAAAAAAUCCUAAACAGCUACUUGAGGACAAUUACAAAAAUGAGACAAAAAACACAAUUAUGCUUGCUUUCAAAUGUAAAUUAGAAAUUCUUAACAUUCUGAAAUGACUUGUGUUAUAUUUCUGUAUGCUUACAUAUUGCUACCUGUCUUAUGUGAAAAAAUAUAUUCUUCUUUCAGCUUUAUAUUUUCUGAUGAAUAAUGAAUCUUUUAUUAAAAAACAAUGAGUGACUGCAUUUCUUUCUGUUAUAAUAAUGAUGCCUAUUUUUCUGUUACUUUGUUGCAAAAAUGUACAUGCAACAUUUUAACUUUUAAAAAAUGUCUCUACAAUAUUCCAAAAUAAAUGAAUAAUAAAAGGGCA